GCAAACCAAUCAUAGGGCUUGCGGUCUGUGUAGAAUUGCUUGUUGUUACAUUUUCAAAGAGGUGCACGUCAGGCUACAUUUUAGUCUGUGUGGCACUCACAGCCUAUGCCAUAUCUUCAGGGUACACACGACGCAGAAGUAUAAGUCAGCCUUAAAUCUUCAGGAAUGCUUGACAAUUACAGGCAGAUGUAUUUGAUUAGGGAUUAAACUUAACUCUGCAAAAGAAUGGUACCAAAGCUGCCCAUCCCUGAUCCAUAAGAUAGGAUAGGGUAUAGAUCAUACAGUUUGUUGGUUUUGAUGCUUUAAAUGUCUAAAUUGUUUUAUGUCUAUUUUUGCCUUAGACCUAAUGGAACUGAAAAUAGCGAGUCAUGAACAAAAAGGAGCUCAAAAGACAGAAACUAAAGGUUAUUUCACCUGCCAACAGUGUGGAAAGACUUUUAAUCAACAUAGAAACCUUCAAGUCCACUUGAGAGUUCACACUAAAGAGAGUCCCUUCACUUGCCAACAGUGUGGAAAGAGUUUCACACAUAAAGACAAGCUUAAAGUCCACAUGAGAAUUCACACUGGAGAGAAACCCUUCACCUGCCAACAGUGUGGAAAGAGUUUCAGGCAAAAAGGAAGCCUUAAAGUCCACAUGAGAAUUCAUACAGGAGAAAAGCCUUACACCUGCCAACAGUGUGGAAAGAGUUUCAGUGAGAAAGGAAAACUUAAAAUCCAUAUGAAAAUUCACACUGGAGAAAAGCCUUACACCUGUCAAGAGUGUGGAAAGAGUUUCAGUGAGAAAGGGAGACUUAUAGUCCACAUGAGCAUUCACACUGGAGAAAAGCCUUACACCUGUCAACAAUGUGGAAAGAGUUUCAGUGACAAAGGAAACCUUACAGCCCACAUCAGAAUUCACAUUAAAGAGAACCCAUUCACUUGCAAACAGUGUGGAAAGAGUUUCAGUAGAAAAGGAAGCCUUAAAGUCCACAUGAGAAUUCAUACUGGAGAGAAGCCUUACAUCUGCCAACAGUGUGGAAAGAGUUUCAGUGACAAAGGCAACCUUACAGGCCACAUGAGAAUUCAUACUGGAGAAAAGCCUUACACCUGUCAAGAGUGUGGAAAGAAUUUCAGUCGAAAAGAAAGCCUUAUAGCCCACAUGAAUAAUCACAGUGGAGAGAGCCCAUUUACCUGCCAACAGUGUGGAAAAAAUUUCAGUAAAAAAGGAAAACUUAAAAUCCAUAUGAGAAUUCACACUGGAGAAAAACCUUACACCUGCCAACAGUGUGGAAAGAGUUUCAAUGAGACAGGAAACCUUAAAGCCCACAUGAGAAUUCACACUGGAGAAAGGCCUCAUACCUGUCAAGAGUGUGGAAAGAGUUUCAUUCGUAAAGAAGGCCUUAUAGCCCACACGAGAACUCACACUGGAGAAACACCUUACACCUGCACUCUGUGUGGGAAUAGCUUCACACGGGAACGAAGCCUCAAGCAACACAUGAGAGUUCACACUGAGAAGCCUUUUGCAUGUGAUCAGUGUGGAAAGAGUUUCACACAUAAAUUGACCCUUUAUUACCACAUGGAUAUUCACACUGGAGAGAAGCCAUUCACAUGUGGUCAGUGUGGAAAGAGUUUCACACAUAAAUUGACCCUUUAUCACCACAUGAAUAUUCACACUGGAGAGAAGCCAUUCAUAUGUGAUAGGUGUGGAAGGGGUUUCAGAUUUAUAGGUUACCUCAAGGGCCACACGAAAAUUCACUCGAAAGAGGACUCUUUUAGAAGUCAUCACUGUGGAAAGAGCAGAGGUGUAAAGAGUACCUGAAAACCAUAAUUGAAUAAAGGUACAGAUACCUUACAACAAAAAUGACUCCAUUACAAGAUACAAGUCACCAAUUCUAAUACAAUUUGAGUUAAAGUCUUAAAGUUUCUGAGACUUAAUUAUAACCAUGCUGAAUUUAGGCUUGAAGAUGCACUAGUUCAGAAAUGUCAGUGAAAAUAAGAAAUUUAUUUGAUUUCUUUAUUAUUUUCUAAAAUCAAAAGAAAUUGACCAGCUCAAUAUUGCAAUAAAUCAAGGUCAACACAACAGCCUCUUAAGGCUGGUUCACACUGUGCGAUUUAUAACAGUCCUUUACGAUGGUUGCUUCUCAGGCUGUAUGAACAAGAUCCUCAUGUCACACUGUGGGAUCUCAGCUGUCAUUAAUGUCAGACUGUACGACAGUCAAGACGCGUUAAAAACGGACACAUGCAUGAAAAAUUGUCCCGAGCUGCAUUACACACAGGACUGAAAUGGUGGCUAACAAAGACAUCUCUAUCAUUAAUUUUGAUCACAGCUUGUCUUGAAAAACAAAUACAAUUUGACAUUCGUCAUAGGAGAAGUCACACUGCAGGAUUGUGCGGCAAAACUUCUGACAUUGCCAGAAUUUUGUCUGAGGUAAAAUUUGAUCAAAGACUACAGAUUUUAGGCUAGGAUUAUAGGAAUCUUUUAGGAUUUGCAAAAUUUGUCUCAGACGACCAAAUCGUGGCCAAAAUCGCACAGUGUGAACCAGCCUUUAAAUGUUAGGAUAAAAAUCUUGCAGUUAACAAAGUUUACAGUUGGGAUUGAAAGUUUGGGCACCCCAGGUAAAAAUUUGUAUUAAUGUGCAUAAAGAAGCCAAGAAAAGAUGGAAAAAUCUCAAAGGCAUCAAAUUACAGAUUAGACAUUGUUAUAAUAUGUCAAAAAAAGUUAGAUUUUAUUUCCAUCAUUUACACUUUCAAAAUAACUGAAAACCAAAAAAAUGGCGUCUGCAAAAGUUUGGGCACCCUGGAGAGUUUAUAUCAUGCACUGCCCCCUUUGAAAAGCUGAGACCUGACAGUGUCAUGGAUUGUUCUCAAUCAUCAUCUGGAAAGACAAUCUCAAAGGUUUUAAAUGCCCAGACUCAUCUGACCUUGCCCCAACAAUCAGCACCAUGGUUUCUUCUAGUUGUCUAGAAAACUGAAACUGAAAAAAAGUUGAUGCUCACAAAGCAGGAGAAGGCUAUAAGAAGAUAGCAAAGCGUUUUCAGAUGCCAAUAUCCUCUGUUUGGAAUGUAAUUAAGAAAUGGCAGUCAUCAGGAACAGUGGAAGUUAAAGCAAGAUCUGGAAGACCAAGAAAAAUAUCAGACAGAACAGCUCGCAGGAUUGUGAGAAAAGCAAGUCAAAACCCACGUUUGACUGCACAAUCCCUCCAGAAAGAUCUGGCAGACACUGGAGUUGUGGUACACUAUUCCACUAUAAAGAGAUACUUGUACAAAUAUGGUCUUCAUGGAAGAGUCAUCGGAAGAAAACCUCUUCUACAUCCUCACCACAAAAAUCAGUGUAUGAAGUUUGCAAAUGAACAUAUAGACAAGCCUGAUGCAUUUUGGAAACAAGUUCUGUGGACCAAUGAGGUUAAAAUAGAACUUUUUGGCCGAAUGAGCAAAGGUACGUUUGGAGAAGAAAGGGCACAGAAUUUACUGAAAAGAACCUCUGUCCAAAUGUUAAGCAUGGGGGUGGAUCAAUCAUGCUUUGGGGUUGUAUUGCAGCCAGUGGCACAGGGAACAUUUCACGAGUAGAAGGAAAAAUGGAUUCAAUAAAAUUUCAGCAAAUUUUGGAUGCUAACUUGAUGCCAUCUGUGAAAAAGCUGAAGUUAAAGAGAGGAUGGCUUCUACAAAUGGAUAAUUAUCCUAAACACACUUCAAAAUCCACAGUGGAUUACAUGAAGAUGCGUAAACUGAAGGUUUUGCCAUGGCCUUCACAAUCUCCUGACCUCAACAUAAUUGAAAAUCUAUGCAUAGACCUUAAAAGAGCAGUGCGUGACAGACAGCCCAGAAAUCUCAAAGAACUGGAAGACUUUUGUAAGGAAGAAUGGGCAAAGAUACCUUAAACAAGAAUUGAAAGACUCUUGGCUGGCUACAAAAUGCGUUUACAAGCUGUGGUACUUGCCAAAGGGGGCAGUACAAGGUAUUACUUCUGCAGGGUGCCCAAACUUUUGCAGACGCCAUUUUUUUGUUUUCUGUUAUUUUGAAAUUGUAAAUUAUGGAAAUAAAAUUAACUUUUUUUUUGACAUAUUAUAACAAUGUCUAAUCUGUAAUUUGAUGCCUUUUGGAGAUUUUUUUCCAUCUUUUCUUGGCUUCUUUAUGCACUUUAAUACAAAUUUUUACCUGGGGUGCCCAAACUUUCAAUCCCCACUGUAUGCUACGUCCUAUCCCUUCUCUAUAGGUUGUUUGCACAUGAUGUCAUUGCUGUUGGCGAACUGUGGCAGGAGAGUAAGGAGUAAUUCUUCUAUAUAGGAAUCCUAAUACAAACUCAAAAUUCCUAUUUUUUGCAUUUUUAUGGUUGCUCAAAUCUAUCAAACCGAGAAACCACAAUGAGCUUUUAUCAUUUACGUAACUUGUAAGGGUUUUUUUUUUUACUUUAAAAGUAAAAAAAAAUAGCAUUUUUUUAUAGCCUUUUUAUAGCAUUUUGUGUCUGCUGAUACUGAAAUGAAUAUGGAUUCCUG
Messenger RNA from Megalobrama amblycephala (Wuchang bream), 4471 nucleotides. RefSeq names its product gastrula zinc finger protein XlCGF57.1-like. Lineage: Eukaryota; Metazoa; Chordata; Actinopteri; Cypriniformes; Xenocyprididae. The record is from RefSeq and is a predicted model, not a curated record. The coding region runs from base 323 to 1798 and encodes 491 amino acids. The transcript has a single exon.